Messenger RNA from Linum tenue, 1113 nucleotides. The record is from the annotation of a GenBank genome assembly. Lineage: Eukaryota; Viridiplantae; Streptophyta; Magnoliopsida; Malpighiales; Linaceae.
AUGGGGAUGAAGACAUACCGGAAACAGGCCCCCGUCGGAAGCCCGUACACUCGGCUGGCACAGGUGUUGGUGGCCGCCGCGAGGAAGUGGCGCGUGGACGCAACACAAGCCGAGUGCAACAUGUGUUACAGCGAGGAGGUGGAGGAGGAGGGGCCAGAUGUAGAGAAUAAUGAGAACAAGCGUAGGAAGGCGAGAUUGGGUCGGACGACUCGGUUCAGGUUCUUGGACAGAGCUGCUAUAAUUGAUGCUCCGUGCACGGCCACAUCACCCCAGGGUCAUAACCCAUGGCGCUUGUGCACUGUGAACCAAGUGGAAGAAGUGAAGUUGGUCCUCCGCCUCAUCCCAAUCUGGCUAUCCUGCAUAAUGUUCACUGUUGUCCUCUCCCAAAACCACACCUUGUACGUCAAGCAAGCAAGCACCAUGCAGCGCUCCUUCAUCAGCCACAACUUCAUCGUCCCACCGGCUUCCCUCCAGAGCCUCAUUGGCCUCACCAUCAUAAUCACCGUCCCCUUUUACGAUCGCAUCUUCGUCCCUUUCGUUCGACGCCACAUCACCGGCCACCCGUCCGGGAUUACCCUGCUCCAGCGCAUCGGUACUGGGCUUGCCCUCUCCAUCCUCGAGGCUGCAGUCGCCGCCCUCGUCGAGUCUAGGCGCCUGCGUGUGGCAAAGCAUUACGGCUUGCUGGACGGACCCAAGGGUGCCGUGGUGCCCAUGCAGGUGUGGUGGUUGGUCCCGCAGUAUGCCAUCAGCGGCAUGUCCGAUGCCUUCACCAUCGUUGGGCUACAAGAGUUGUUCUACGACCAGAUGCCAGAGUCAAUGCGGAGCAUGGGCGCCGCGGCCUACAUUAGCAUUGUGGGGAUCGGGAGCUUCGUGAACACAGGGGUGAUAACGGUGGUGCAGGGGGUGAGCUCAAGGGCUGGUGGGGGGAAGUGGCUAGGUGAUAAUUUGAACAGGGCGAAUUUGGAUAAGUUUUACUGGAUAUUGGCAGGGAUGAGCGCGGUCAACUUUUGUGUCUAUCUUUUGAUAGCUAGGGGAUUUGUUUAUAGGACAGUUGAAGAACACGACGUACGUCGACUUGAGAGGCGGGGAGGAGGAGCAGGAGGAAGGAGUUAA